UUGGUGUAUCUUUACUGCUGCCAGCCUGCAUUCCUUUAAACUGGGGGCCCUGAGGUUGGCAUCCCAAAAUACACCCUCCAGGCCACUUGUCGCUGGCUUGUUCCGGCGCUCCAGGGAGGGCUUGCUGACCUGAAGGUGUCUUCUGGCCUUUAGUCUUAGUCACUCUGCCCCAGGUCAAGGGACCAGAGAAGACGCUGGCACUGGGACCCGCCACUGGCAAAGUAGCUGGCAUCUGAGGAAGAGUCUGCUCAAGGUGAAGAUCAUGGACUUCAUUACAUCUACGGCCAUCCUGCCCCUGCUGUUUGGCUGUGUGGGAGUCUUCGGCCUCUUUAAGGUGCUGCAGCGGGUGCGCAUGAAGGCCUACCUCCGGAACGCUGUGGUGGUCAUUACUGGCGCUACCUCGGGCCUGGGGCGAGAAUGUGCCAGAGUCUUCUAUGCUGCGGGUGCUAAGCUGGUGCUCUGCGGCCGAAACCAGGAGGCCCUGGAGGAGCUCACCAAAGAACUUUCUGCUUCUCUGGCCACCAAGGUGCAGACACACAAGCCUUACACGGUGACCUUUGACCUCACGGACCCUGGGGCCAUCGUCGCCGCGACAGCCGAGAUCCUGCAGUGCUUCGGCCACGUGGACGUGCUCAUCAACAAUGCGGGCAUCAGCUACCGAGGCACCAUCGUGGACACCACCACGGACGUGGAUAAGAAAGUCAUGGAGACAAACUACUUUGGCCCAAUUGCUCUAACGAAGGCACUCCUGCCCUCCAUGAUCAAAAGGCGACAAGGCCAUGUUGUGGCGAUCAGCAGCAUCCAGGGCAAAAUCAGCAUUCCUUUCCGAUCAGCAUAUGCGGCUUCCAAACACGCAACCCAGGCCUUCUUUGACUGUCUUCGUGCCGAGAUGGAGCAGUAUGAGAUCGAGGUGACAGUCAUCAGCCCUGGCUACAUCCACACCAACCUGUCUCUCAAUGCUGUCACUGCUGAUGGGUCCACAUAUGGAGUCAUGGACAAGAGCACGGCCCAGGGCCGAAGCCCUGCAGAGGUGGCCCGAGAUGUCCUGGCUGCUGUGGGGAAGAAGAAGAAAGAUGUGAUCCUGGGCGACCUAUUGCCGUCCUUGGCCAUUUAUCUGCGAACUCUGGCUCCUGGGCUCUUCUUCAGCCUCAUGGCCUCCAGGGCCAGAAAGGAGCGCAAGUCCAAGACCUCCUAGUCGUGCAUCUGAGCUGGGGAGGGAGAGGUGGGGAGCAGCACCUACCCGGGGCGGCGGCCUGCCUGGGCACAGCUGCAUUUGUAGACACCUUCCUGGGUACUCGUCGUACGGGUGGGAAAGAGGGAGCACACACUUCUCCCGAAGCUCCCUGGCUAGCCCCUGCCAAUAGAAUGAGAACCCAGGACAGCCACCUACUCAGGGCUGAGGGGUGCAUCUGAAGGAACAAGUGUGGAGCCGGCUUUGGGCUAAGACUCUGAAAUAAAUGAAUGGUUAAGGGCUGUAGUCCUCAAGGGCCAAAAGCACUGUACGUCCUUUGAAUUCCAGCCUGAGCCAGCUCCUCAAGAGUGUUUCAGCCUUGAAGACAGAAAACAUCUUGACAUCACCUGACCCGCUUCUCUCAUUUGACUGAUCUGGAUCACAAACUGAUGGGUUUGGCAGAGUCCCCCGCAGUACUCAAGGGAGCAGGCUGUGGUUUGAAGACGCCGUUGUCUGUAUCCAUUUCCAGGGUCCUACAGGACAUCGUCCAGCGGAACAAACGGGCUUCUGUUUGUUCUGUCUUUCCAUGUAGCCCAAGUGAUGCUGACUUUAGUACCUAAAAGCCAUUCCCCAGUUUCCCUGUGAACUCUCCCCGGAAGCCGUGUAGACCAGGCCCCACUCCCAUCAGAUGAGUUUACUAAGGACACAGCAGCCAAAAGGGAGAGGAAACCCCCGCAUGGUCCCACAGAUGCUCUAGGGAGUCAGACUCCGAAGUCCGGCUGGCUGGGGGUUUCUAAGGCUGCAGCCGGCCCCGGCAAGAGCGGCGCUUUGUUAGCUGUGCCUGAGGGGUGCCUACUUCCACCUGAUUUAUUAAAAAUACAUGGUUAAGGUUGAGUAAAUCCACUUCAUAGCUGAUGUUUAGGAUGAAACUGUACCUAUUAUUGAGGCUGAAAAUGGAAAUGGUGGCUGUUCUGUAUGGUUUCCCCAACUUGGAAUAAAAAUGUCCUAGCAUGUC
Molecule: messenger RNA, 2186 nt
Organism: Mustela erminea (ermine)
Lineage: Eukaryota; Metazoa; Chordata; Mammalia; Carnivora; Mustelidae
Gene: DHRS7B
Product: dehydrogenase/reductase 7B
Exons: 7
Coding region: 263-1195 (310 amino acids)
Cellular component (GO): membrane
Molecular function (GO): oxidoreductase activity
Source: RefSeq, a predicted model, not a curated record